CAGAAUCCGAUAAUGAAACUAAUUCUGUUAUGUGCUCUAUUUGUGGCUGUGACGCAUGCUGCUGAUAAUAAUGACUUUAUCUCGAACGAGUCGAAUGUGGAAUACAAUGGCAAAUUCUUUUACCAUUAUGAGCUGCUCGAUGGCUCAAAAGCAACGCAGAAUGGCGAACUUAAAGAAAUCGAGAAGGAUCAAUACGGCGAGGCCGUCAAAGGGCAUUUCUCAUUUGCUGGCGAUGAUGGCAAGGAGUACGCCAUAUCCUACACAGCCGACGAGAACGGCUAUCGGCCAGUCGGCGAUCAUUUGCCAACGCCUCCGCCCACGCCAGAGUCCGUGCUGAAAACCCUCAAAUAUCUGGCAGAGCAUCCCUAUCAGCCCAGCGAGCAGAAGCCUUAA
Drosophila novamexicana is the source of this 393-nucleotide messenger RNA. It is a transcript of the gene Cpr49Af, whose product is annotated as endocuticle structural glycoprotein SgAbd-3. The record is from RefSeq and is a predicted model, not a curated record. Gene Ontology annotation, molecular function: structural constituent of chitin-based larval cuticle. The transcript is spliced from 3 exons. Lineage: Eukaryota; Metazoa; Arthropoda; Insecta; Diptera; Drosophilidae. Gene Ontology annotation, cellular component: chitin-based extracellular matrix. The coding region runs from base 13 to 393 and encodes 126 amino acids.